Molecule: messenger RNA, 2031 nt
Organism: Rhodotorula graminis WP1
Lineage: Eukaryota; Fungi; Basidiomycota; Microbotryomycetes; Sporidiobolales; Sporidiobolaceae
Exons: 6
Coding region: 1-2031 (676 amino acids)
Molecular function (GO): actin binding
Source: RefSeq, a predicted model, not a curated record
AUGGCGCUCGACCUGUCUGACCAAGCCCUGUGCGCCGCCUACGAGGACCUGCUGCGCCCCGACGGAGCAGUAAACUGGCUCGUACUCGACUAUGCGACCCCGACACGCCUAUCUCUCGCCGCACGAGGCGCGCACGGCCUCGAGGAGCUGAGAGCUCAGCUCGUCCCGAAUCGCGUCCUGUUCGGCCUCCUGUCGGUAGAGGGCAAGGUCCUGCUGUGGAGCCAGAUCCCUCACGCCGUCGGCGGCGUCAAGCGAGCGCGCGCUCUCGUGCACGAGCGCACUGUCGCAAACGCCUUUCAGGGCUACACGGCCACGUUGAGCGUCUCGUCGCCCGUCGACCUCUCGCCGGACGCCGUCGCCAUCCGCCUGUUCCACCAGCCACACCUGUCCACGAGCCGCCCUCGCACCGCGUCCCCGCCAAUCAGCCCACACCUUCCGACCUCGACCUCGCGCCAGCACUCGUCCACCGCCGGCUCGGUACGGCGGCCAUCGGUGCCCGAGAGCACCGUCUCGGGCCACGGGCAGAAGCCCUCGUCGCCAAGGACGGCCGGCACGUCAGCCACCUUUGCGACGAGCCAGCAGCCGACUCGCUACGAGAGCGCGCCGACCGCCGUCGUCGCGCAGCCUGAUUCGGCGGCACGCCGUUCGCUCGACCAGUCGUUCUCGCCUGGGUACCCGGCGCACCUCGCCAGCGCAUCCCUCGGCUCCCGCGCCGGGCACCUACCUGGACGCGACGCACCUCCUCCGCGAGCCCACGCGACGCCCCUGUACGACUCGUUCGCCUCGACCGCCCCUCGCGCCGACCCGACCGUUCCGCCCGAGGUCCGCCCGUCCUCCGCCUCGCCGCCCGUCUCGCCCGGCCUCCUCGCCGCGAGCCCGAACGCGAGCGGCAUCUUCGAGUCGGCCGCAGCCGCCAUGCUCGUCGCGUCGGCGUCGGACCCGUCCCUCGCCGGGCACGCGCUCUCGGCCCAGGGCGUUCCUGUCGACGUCGCCGAGGACGACGCGAGCGUCGCGCGCGCUCCGCCACCCGAGCCGUAUUCGGCAGAAGGGACGGUCGACGCGCACGGCGGCGAGCGUGAGCUGCAGGAGCGCACGCGCGCUCUCGAGCUCGAGGGGAGGGAGGACGCCGCUCGGCUCGAGCGCGAGCGGCGGGAGCGCGACGCCGAGGCGGCGGCGGCGCAUGCUCGGCAAGAGUCAGAGGAGCGUACGGCGCGCGACGAGGAGGAGGCGGUGCGGCGAGCAGCCGAGAGCGAGGAGCGCGCGCGGUCCGCUGCCGAGGACGAGACGCAGGCCCGCCGCGCUGCUGAGGAGGAGUACCGGCGGCAGGCCGAGGCUGAGCUCGAGCGCGAGCGAGUCGCAGAGGAGGAGAGGCGUGGGGCGGCCGAGGAGGAGGCGGCGCGACGAGUGCAGGACGAGGAGCGGCAGCGGAUUGAGGAGGCGGCGGAGCUCGCGCGGCGAGAGGAGGCCGUGCGUCGCGCCGAGGAGGAGCGCGUCCUGCACGAGCAGCGCGUCGCCGAGGAGCGACGACUCGUCGAGGAGGCAGAGCGGGCCAGGGUCGAGGAGGAGGAGCGGACGCGGCGAGCCGAGGAGGAGAUGCGGCUCCUCAUCGAGCGGCAGCGCGCCGAGAAGCAGCUGCGCGAGCAGGAGGAGGCUCGGCUGCGCGAGGAGGAGCGGGUGCGGGCUGUCGAGGCGCGCCGGUCGCGCCUCGUCCGGCAGAGGGACGCCGGCGAGGUCAUGCUGGCGGGCACGGUCAACGUGCAGGGCGGCGGCUCGAUGCUGUGGAAGCGGCGCUACUUCCGCCUGACCGCCUCGAGGCUCGACUUCUUCAAGAGCGAGACAGACGCCGACGUGCCCGUCGACAGCCUCGCCGUCGCCGACAUCGAGCGCCUGACGUCCAACCCGGAGGAGGCGCUCGUCCCGCACGCGUUCAAGGCGACGCUCAACGAUGGCGACGAGCGCCUGUUCUACUACCUGUCGGCGGAGGAGACUGAGACGCUCGUCGAGGCGCUGCAGUGCGCGCUGCGGCGGUGA